Messenger RNA from Ceratitis capitata (Mediterranean fruit fly), 2097 nucleotides. RefSeq lists its product as uncharacterized. The transcript has 3 exons. The record is from RefSeq and is a predicted model, not a curated record. The coding region runs from base 1 to 2097 and encodes 698 amino acids. Lineage: Eukaryota; Metazoa; Arthropoda; Insecta; Diptera; Tephritidae.
AUGGGUUCCUCGUCAGCUUCCAUCACCGAUGGCAACAUCAAUACAUCCACAGAUUCGGCGUCGACGCUCGUCACCAGCAUCACUCAUACAGAUACAUCGGAGACUUGCGAUUCACUUGAUUUGGGUGAUAAUUCGGGCCAGAGUGAACCGUUGUUCAGUUCACUGGAAGAGCCACUGCUGACCGCCAUACAAAUCGAUUCGGAGCACGAGAAUGGCACCGAACUGGAAUUAACAAGUUGCAACAUGUACAAUCGACCGGAUAUGAAUGUACAGGACAGCACUGAGAGUCAAGAGUCUUCGCUGUCCAUUCUCACUAUAGAACCAUCCUCCACCACACCGCUGCUUGCCUCGCAUCGCCGCCAGAAUAGCAGUAAAUGCGGCACGUCUGCUCCACCUGCCGCCAAACUGAGCAAAAACACAGGCAUUGUGUCGGCAAAUACCAAAGAACGGCUGCCGAAUACUGCACCGGCGCCCAGCAGCGGUACCAAGCACUUCACUUUCGAUCCACCAAUAUCACCAAAAUCAGCGCGCACAAGCGAAAAGUCACGCACACAUUUCAGCUUUAAAGAACAGCAGGCACAUCAAGCUAUGCAUCAGACUCGUCGCGGCAGCAAUUGGGAGGACCAACGCACGAACACCACCAACUUCAUGGAGGAGCGUAGUCCGACGAGCGGUGGAGGACGACGUGAUAACUCACCAAAUCGCAGCAAAUAUCGCGCCUAUGCGGCACAACGUCACGCUGCAGCUGCAGCCGCAGCACAAGCAUAUUACGAACAGCACCAACUAGCUGAUGAUGAGGAAUCCUUGGAGGGUACACGCAGCAAGAAAUUGCGCUCAAGGGAGACAAGCGGCAGCGCACGUCAACGUCAUCCGCCGGGUAACAGUGGAAAUGCGACUAGUCCUAAACGCGAGCAGCGUCGCUCGCCUUCCAGCUCGGCACCACCCACCAUGAAAGAGGGUCAUUUCUUUGCCAGCAGCGGCGGUAAACCAAAACAACUAUCGCCAGCAUCCCAACAGCGCAAGUAUUCGUCCAGCUCGUCAUCGGGUGGCAGCGAACGUGGCCGGGAACGCACCAAAGAUUCCACAAUGUUUCCGUUCGAUCGGGAAGCUAUUGAUUAUGAGCGUAUACAGCGUGAGUGCUUUGCAGUUGACGAAAACUCCAGUUCAACAACUACGUCCAGCGACUCCGAUGAUGCUGAGCCCUGCUCGGUGUAUGAGCGGAAAAUGUCGGCACAUCAUAUUUCGUCUAACAAAACUGGCGAGGUCUUUCAGCAAUACAAAAUCUUGGCGCAGCAUGAGCAAGUGCCACCGCCCAUAGAAAUACAGUCAAACGGACCAUCGUCGCGAAAGAAUUCGAAACGCAUCCGGCCUAGUUCCGUCAUACACGCGACGAUACGUGAAAGUCAACCAUAUGUGCCACAGACGGACGCAUUCUAUCCGCAGAAGGUCAAACAACAAUCGCCGGGAGAAUAUGCGCCGAUCGGUGGCGUUGGCGGUGGUGGGGGAGUGGGAAGCAGACAGCAUUCACCCAAAUCCUUCGCUGAACUGAACAAGUUUGAGGAGAUCGCUUCGAAAUUCGAGCAAAUACCACCGAAACAACAGCCGCAAGUUGGCAAGACAGCGGGUGGUAGCCCAUCAGGCAGCAACAAUAAUAUGUUGAUUGGCAGUGCGUUGCAGGCAACAAAUAGCGGCAAUAGCAACAAUAAUGGAACCGGCAGCGGGAUGGCUGAUACGGUGGCGCCAACGUCGAGCCCAACCGGGUCAAUGCGCGGCACGAUAUCACCGCCACUACCAAAUUUACGUGUCGACUUCUUCGCCGAGUCGCAAAUGAUGCAUCCGCGCAAGCGAUCGUCGAAAAAGAAGCAAGUCACAGCCAAAACGGGUCUGACCAACGCGACGCACGACAUUUUGGAUGAGAGCCAAAGAUGUGUUGGAGGCAUGCUGCUGUCAGCUGGAGCGGGGGCUGGUGGCGCUGGACCCAUCAACGUCACAUCAAAUCCUAUGGAUGUGGCGGUCUGUACGCCACCGCGAGCCACCAUUGUCGUGCAACAAGUAAGUACAAAAACACCAACGUUUUACAAAUACAAAUGCGAAUAA